Molecule: messenger RNA, 1975 nt
Organism: Pantherophis guttatus
Lineage: Eukaryota; Metazoa; Chordata; Lepidosauria; Squamata; Colubridae
Gene: CAMK2N1
Product: calcium/calmodulin dependent protein kinase II inhibitor 1
Biological process (GO): negative regulation of protein kinase activity
Molecular function (GO): protein kinase binding; calcium-dependent protein kinase inhibitor activity
Source: RefSeq, a predicted model, not a curated record
CUCCCUCUGGGCGUCUGGGGGUCUAUUCUCCCCAGUCAAUGAGUCAGUCUGUUUGUCUGCCUGCCUGCGUGUGCGUGUGUGGGGUUGUGUGUGGUGCGCGCGUCCCUGUGCGCGCCUGGCACUUGCAGCCGAGGCUGGUUCGGGCGUCCAUCCCACUUUCCUUCCUUCCUUCCUUCCUUCUUUCUGGACCGGGCUGCGCGGAAGGAGCGAAGGGGGAGAGCGGCAGAAGGAGAGGCCCACGCGUGGGAAGAGAGAGCCCCGUGGGAGCGGAGGGCGAGGGAGGCUCCGCGGGGGCUGCCAAACCUUCCCUCCCCAAAUCGCCCGCGGGGCGCCGCUGAGCGAGGAGCGCUCCUGCGCGGCUGCUUGGCUCGCUCCUUCUGCCGCCGCUCCGCUCCGCUCGGCCAAGGCAGCCGCGAUGUCGGAGGUGCAGCUGAGCCCCCGCGGGGAGGCGGGCGAGGGAGCGCCGCUGGGCUUCGCCUGCCGCCUGCAGGACACCAGCAGCUUCGGGCCGGGGGGCGCCGGCAAGCGCGCCCCCAAACUGGCCCAGAUCGGACGCAGCAAGUGCGUUGUUAUUGAGGAUGAUCGAAUUGAUGACGUACUGAAAAACAUUUCAGAAAAGCCACCUCCGGGUGUCUAAAUAUAUAUAUAUAUAUAUAUAUAUAUAUUCAUGUCUCGCCCAGAGACAGUGUUAAAAAAAUGAGGGGCGCAAAAAUAAUUCACCUUUCAGCACAAGAACAGGCAAAAUUGUUCAUUUAAAAAAAAAUGAAGAAAGGAAGAACUUUUUUGGGCGAAAGAGGCAGAAAGCGAUGCUGUUUUUUGGAGUUCUUCAGCGCCACGUUGGGAUCCAACUGAAGACGCCUUUUAAGGAGCCUCCGAGAGGCUGAAUUGAAGCCUUUUAUUCCUGCCUCCCCCCCUCCAGAAAGUACCGUUUUCAAGUUGGACUUUUAGAAAGUCUUCUGAAGAGAGAAAUAAUUGGGGUGGUAGGCAGAGAGGGUCUCGGAGGUAUUGUUUACAUGAUGACACCUUGCAAAAAAUAUUCCGUCAGCUUGCACGUAACAUGGUCUGUACUUUCUAUUUAUAUAUUUUAUAUAUAUAUUUGGAUUUUGCGAAGGUAAAAGAGGGACGAAAAGAUGGUUUGUAAUCACACGCACCAACACAUACUGUAUGUGAUUCUGGUUACCUUUUGAAGUCUCUGGAAUGUAAGGAACUUUUUAAAGAGAAAGUUGGAACCAGGAAGAAGGUUAUCCUUACUUCCCCAAAACUGGAUUAUAAUUCUAGUAUUUGACAUUUGGGGCAAUGCUCAAGUCACUCAGGUGCAAAUAGAGAAACGUAAUUUUAUAUGGAAAUGGAAGACAUGUUUUUUUUAAAAGUACUUGUGUGCUUUUUCUAAAUGUUCCCUAGCAAACGAAAGCUUGUGUCAAACCAACUGUCAAGUUUCCGAAAGAUGCCCUAAUUAAUUCAUGCUUUUUAAAAAUACUUUAGUGUAAAGUCAAUUCUCUUUGUUACUGUGCAAUGAAAUAAACAAAUAAAAUGCGUGUGCAUACACAAACCGUAAUCCUGAAAGAAGAGUGCCAAAUAUUUUCCAAAAUGCGAAAUAUUUACUUAUCUCUGUUUCCGCUGUAGGGAUUUUGUGUGUAUGCGAAGUUGCUUUUUUUGUACUUAAGGAAUUCUUGCCUCUCUAAGGACUUUUUUUUAACCGAACUGCUUGAUCUGUGCAGAAAGAAUUUUCUCUCGAUGCCGUCCUUGGUUUUCCUUCAGUUCUCCUUUUUUACUGAUUCAAGUUGACCGUUUUAAAAACAAUCGCAUGACACGCAGAGAAUUAAAAAGGGCUGCCUUGCUUUCAGUCGCUUUAUCCUCCUCUUUGGCUGCAUUUUGCAAUGAUGUCCUAAAAUGGUUCUUUGCGUCUUUUCCUAAAAGUUUUGUGUAUCCUGCACAAGAGUGUUUCUGCAAUGGAUAAUAAACGAUUAUGACUUAA